Molecule: messenger RNA, 1748 nt
Organism: Drosophila serrata
Lineage: Eukaryota; Metazoa; Arthropoda; Insecta; Diptera; Drosophilidae
Product: venom acid phosphatase Acph-1
Biological process (GO): dephosphorylation
Molecular function (GO): phosphatase activity
Source: RefSeq, a predicted model, not a curated record
UGUUGCCAUCGGACGUGACUUGUUUUUGUUCAAUAUUUUGUAUAGAUAGAGCGGGUCAGCGGAAUACACUCGCUAUAAAAUAAACAAAAAACUAUUUAUAGGCUGCAAAUCUUAAGUAUAUUUUCUUGAUCGAACUGCAGCAGGAGCAAAGGCCCGGAUCCAACAUAAUGGACUGCAAAUCGCGACGCGGCACCAAAAUAUCGGUGAUCGCCUUGGGCAGCGCCCUGUGUUUCGUUAUGAUGGCAUACUUUGUGUUCGGUGAUAGCAACGAUGAGCAGGGCUUGCGGAAUCUACGCAUGAUAUCCAUACUGUUUAGACAUGGAGCCAAGAAUCCCUCUGGCCUCUACCCAUUGGAUCCCCAUGCAGCACACGACUGGCAGGGAGGCUUGGGAGCUCUAACACCGAAAGGCACUCUCCAAGCUUAUAAUCUGGGAAGGAAUCUGCGCAUGCGCUACUACCGUCUCCUGCCCUCGAACAGCCUCUACACGCAACAGCAGGUCCAUGUGCUCAGCUCAGCUGCUGAGCGCUGUGUGAUGAGCGCCCAAAGCGUCUUGGCUGGCAUGAUGCCGCCGCUGGAGAAUAACAAUGUGUUGCCAAUACCCUGGCAGCCGGUGGCAGUGAAUACGUUGGCGCGUAAUGAUGAUAUCUUACUGGCCCAAAAAAAACCCUGCCUGAAGUAUGAUCACAUCUUACAGAAGCUCUACAAGUCACCGCCGGCGGAACUCCAGAAACUAAACGAGGAGAAUUUGGAAUUGUAUAAACUACUGACCAAAAAUACAGGCAAGAACAUUUCCAAUGUCCUGGAUGUGGAACUGUUGUAUGGCACUCUGAAAACCGAAGAGGAGGCUGGUCUGGUUUUGCCCGAUUGGACGGAGAAUAUAUAUCCCGAGGAGAUUAGACCCUUGGCCGAGCGGAGUUAUACCCUUUUCACUGAAACCAAUCUGAUGAAGAGGAUCAAGGGUGGCGCCUUCCUUACCGAAAUACUCUUGAAAAUGCAAAAUAAGCGGAAGAGGAACCUAAAUCCCGAUCGAAAGAUAUUUCUGUAUUCCGGACAUGAUGUUACCAUGGUUAAUGUGAUGAACGCAUUGGGAAUACUUGAUCAGACUACAAAUCUACCUGAAUAUGCCUCGGCUUUGGCCUUUGAGCUGCAUCACAGCAAGUCAUUCGCCGAUACUGAUUUUGAAGUGAAGCUCGUUUAUUACUAUAACAGUGAGGAUAAGUUCCCCAAGGAGCUGACCAUUCCCAAUUGCGAUGCACCUUGCUCGCUUACCCAGUUCGAGGCCUCAGUCAAGUCCUUGCUUCUGGAUAAUUAUGAUGAGACCUGUGAGAAUCAUCCGACUGAUUGCAAAAACUGAAAUUUCUUCCAUUGUUGAACCUUGGUGAUUGUUAUAACUCGGUUUAUCUAAGGUGUCUCUUAAUCUCUGGUCAAUACAAAGCAAUUGUUAGGUUUUAAAUAAGGGAAAGUAGCUGGACAUAUAUCUUAAGGAUUGAACAGAAGUGAAGGAUAAAUAUUUAUUACUUAAUACCCAAAACCUAGGGCUUAAGCAAUAAACCUUAAAAAGACAUAAGUGGAUAAAAAGUUGGCCAAAAAAAUAAAUCUUAGAGGCUUCUCCUCUAUUGAUUUAUAUUCCUUCUUAAGCAAUUGUUCUUGAAUCUCCAGAAACUAAACUUCAAAAGACCCCGAAAUAUGUUAAGUUGUUGCCCUCAAUAAUUGUUAAACUUUAAUAAAUAUGUACAUACAUAAAUGA